GUACUGUGUAGUCCCGAGCUAUUCGCACCUCGUCUCUAUCCUGCUUAUAUGCCAAUCUCGCUCUGCGGCGCCGCACUCGGGAUACAUACAGAUGCCAGGCUCCUCAGGGCUUCCGAUUAGUCUGCGCGACACGUUCAAUGCAAGGAAGGGGUCCGCAAGGAGGCAGCUUGUCAAUGCGCAAUUGAAUGUUGAUGUCAUCCGUAAUAUAGUAUUCAUUCUCUUCCUGCUCCGCUGGACCCGCAAACUAUUCUACCAACUCAAAGGUCGCGGUAUCGUCGGCUCUGCCGUCGACCUCUACACAUAUACCCGUCGCGUCCUCUAUGGCAUAUUCCUCCGGCUUCCUGGCGUGCGCACAAAGGUGCAAACGCAAGUCGCAGAAAGUAUCCUGAAACUAGAAAGGAGAUUGGUCCCCUCGGGACCUGGGGUUCAGCGAACUACAAGAUUGCCUGCGGAAGGAUGGACAACGGAACAGGUGCAGAAGGCGCUGAAUGAUCUGGAGGGAAUGGACCAUACAAGAUGGGAGGAUGGGAGGGUUAGCGGCGCGGUGUAUCAUGGUGGGGAGGAUCUAUUGAAGUUGCAGACGGAGGCGUUUGGGAAGUUCACGGUGUCGAAUCCGAUCCAUCCGGAUGUGUUUCCUGGCGUGAGGAAGAUGGAGGCCGAGGUUGUGGCUAUGGUUCUCUCGCUGUUCAACGCUCCAGAAGGCGGAGUCGGCGUCUCUACCAGCGGAGGAACCGAAUCUAUCCUCAUGGCCUGCCUGAGCGCGAGAAACAAGGCAUAUCAGGAGCGCGGUGUCACUGAGCCGGAGAUGAUCCUCCCAGAAACCGCGCAUACGGCGUUCCGGAAGGCUGGAGAGUACUUCAAGAUCAAGAUCCAUCUUGUCGCCUGCAAGGCCCCGCAGUACAAAGUCCACCUCCCCUCCGUUGCCCGCCUGGUCAAUCCCAACACCGUGCUGCUCGUUGGAUCUGCCCCGAACUUCCCGCACGGAAUCAUUGACGACAUCUCGGGGCUGUCUCGCAUAGCUCACAAGAAGAAGAUCCCCCUCCACGUGGACUGCUGUUUGGGCUCCUUCCUCGUUCCUCUCCUAGCCAAGGCUGGCUUCGAAUCCGAACCCUUUGAUUUCCGCCUCAAGGGCGUUACAAGCAUUAGCUGUGACACCCACAAGUAUGGCUUCGCUCCCAAGGGCAACAGCACCGUUCUUUACCGCUCCGACGACUUCCGCAAGUACCAGUACUUCAUCUCUCCGGAUUGGCCCGGAGGCGUUUACGCUUCCCCUAGCAUGGCAGGGUCCCGCCCUGGUGCCCUCAUCGCCGGAUGCUGGGCAAGUCUGGUGAAGCAGGGAGAGAACGGGUAUAUCGAUGCGUGUCACAAGAUUGUUGGGACGAUGAAGAAGAUUGAGACCGCUAUCAGGGAGAUGCCGGAACUCUGCUCGGAUUUGAAGGUCAUCGGCCGUCCCUUGGUCUCCGUGGUUGCUUUCCAGUCACAUACCCUCGACAUCUACGAUAUCGCCGACGGUAUGAGCGAGAAGGGGUGGCAUCUCAAUGCUCUGCAGUCGCCGCCGGCGAUUCACAUUGCUGUCACGCUGCCUAUUGUGGCGGCUGUAGAUCAGCUUAUUGCGGAUCUGGUGGAGGUUACUGAGGAGGUGAAGGAGCGGGAGAGGAAGAGGAUAGCUGAGGGGAAGGGGGCUAAGGGCGCUGUGAAGGGGGAUACGGCGGCGUUGUAUGGGGUUGCGGGGAGUCUGCCGAAUAAGAGUGUCGUAGUGGAUUUGGCGAAGGGGUUUUUGGAUACAUUAUAUAAAGUAUAGUAGCGGGUUGUGGUAGGUCGUGAUCGAAUGCUAGGUUCUGGUAGUGGUUUGUGAUAAAGCGUUCUCGUUUUCUUGCAUAAAUCUGACAAAAUAGGCGCAUCCAUACGCUUUGCCGUACCUAUGUGGAUAUACAGUCGUCUAGUCCUAUCAUACAACCCCUGUCC
Molecule: messenger RNA, 1965 nt
Organism: Westerdykella ornata
Lineage: Eukaryota; Fungi; Ascomycota; Dothideomycetes; Pleosporales; Sporormiaceae
Product: PLP-dependent transferase
Exons: 3
Coding region: 92-1801 (569 amino acids)
Biological process (GO): sphingolipid catabolic process; carboxylic acid metabolic process
Cellular component (GO): endoplasmic reticulum
Molecular function (GO): pyridoxal phosphate binding; sphinganine-1-phosphate aldolase activity
Source: RefSeq, a predicted model, not a curated record